AUGCCAGUCGGGGGCCUCUGGCGCCAAUGCGUCGCGGGCCUCCUGCUGCUGCUGCUGCUGCUACUGGCCGUGUCGGCUCGGGCCCACGGCCGGUCCUCCUCUCCCUCUGUGGUGGGCUCAGGCGGGGUACCCAGGCGCGCGGCCCCCGAACAGCGACAUCUCGAUGCCCGACUGCUUGACUGUCAGCCGGGCGAAUACUUCCACGAUGACCUUGCCAAGUGCGAGCCCUGCGAUGUGACAUGUGCAACAUGCACCGGCCCGGGCCCGACGGCUUGCUCAUCCUGCGGCGACGGCCGCUGGUUUUGGGAGGCUACCUGUGUGACGGUCUGCCCGCAGGGCACCGGGCCGGACCCGCCGGCCCCCGAGCCCGCCCCACCGACCACGAUGGCCGCCACCGCCGCCGCCUUCCGCGUGUGUCUCCCCUGCUUUGAUCCCCUGUGUGCGAUUUGCCCUUCGCCCUUCGCCCGGAGUUGCACCCUCUGCGCCCCGGGGCUGCUGCUGAUGCAGGGGGCCUGCGCGCGGGACUGUGCCCCUGGGUGGGCCCCCUCGCGUGACGGGCUCUCCUGCAUUCGCCGGGCCGAUCGGGCCAAUCCCGACCGGAACAACACGCGCACCGACAGCACGUCGGUCUUCGCCAUCGCCUUCCUCGGGGCCUUCAUGGGGCUCUUUCUGCUGCUGUGGAUCUUCUACCCGCGGGAAAACCGCCGGCGUCUGGUUGCUCUGGCCAAGGCGUCGGCCAUCUCGCAGCGGAACCAGUACAUCAUGCAGCCGCUGCUGGAAAACAUGAAGCUAGAUGAUGAGAGCGAGGAGUUUGAGGUCACGCGGCCCCUCCUGCCGGACAACCUGCACAUCGACCUGGACGAUGGGCAAUUCAUCUUCACCGAGAGCCACACCACCAUUCGCGGGCAUCUGGUCAGCCUGAAUGAGUUCGACCAGAACUCGCGGCCGACCCUCCCCCCGCCGGCCGGGCUCGACGCGUCCGAGUCCACGGCCGGCCUCUGGCCUCCGGCCGCCGAUGGGGCAGAGUACAUCGAUGUCCCCACGCCGUUGCGCAACAACUUCUACCCGGAUUCUUCGGCGGCCUACGGCAUGCUCGGCUCGCGCAUGUACUUCGAUGUGUCGUACCUGCGCCGGCGGGGCCCCCAGCCCCGGCGCGUGGUCCCGGCGGUUUUCAACAACCGCAAUGUCGACGUCCACUUCCCACGCACCGGCGAGAAUGAGGCCCUGAUGAAUGAAAUCGAGAUCCUUUGGAAACUCCUCCCCUCGCGCAACGUGGUGGAGCUGAUCGGCUAUUCGCAGGUCCCCUCCGAUGAGUAUGAUCUCGACCGCGUCAAGGACGAAGGCAUGGGCGGGCUUUCGCCGCCACCGCCGCCAGGCGGUUCACUUGGGCUGGAUCUCGAGGCCGGCGAGCCGACCCCCCUGCCCGCGGUGUCGCACCUCGUCACCAAUGCCAUGAUCGUGGCCCAAUAUCCGAUGACCCUUCGCUGGCUCAUCGAGCGGGAGAGCCUGUUCGACGUGUUCGGCCUGGCCAUGGACAUCGCUCGCGGCCUCAUGGCCAUUCAUGGUGCCAAACUCGUUCACCGGGCCAUCCGCAGUGAGAACAUCUUCAUCGAAAUGCAGGACGUCCGGUACCUCCUCGACCCGUUCAUGGACAUCGGCCGGGUGUCCGAGCGGAACUCCUACUACCACCAUGGUAAGGGCAGCACCGGGGCCAGCUUCUCGGCCGACCCGGGCGCCAGCGCGCUGCCCAUCGUCCUGGCCCCCUUCCUGGACCCGGCGCCGGAUGCCAGCAGCGGGUACGGGGGGGACGCCAGUGCGCCAUCCUCGGCCCGGGCAUCCUUCGCCUCGGGCCGGGAUGUCGGUCGCAGCUCCACCUACUCGGCUGGCGGGACCAGUGCUCGGCCCUCGCUUGCCUAUAGCCGGCCUUCCGGGGGCUUUGGCCGGUCUUCGUCGGUGGCGGCGACGGCAGCCGCGGCCGCGGCCGCCGCCACCGCCGCCGCCGCCUCCCUCAGUCGGCCCUCCUCGCGGGCCAUGUCGCGCUCGGUCUCCCGGGCCUCACUCCACCAGCGUGGCCGCGAGGGCUUGUCGGUGGCCGAGCGCGAGGAGGAGGAACGCGCCUACCUGGCGGCUCUGUCCGAGGAGCAGGCCCUGCGCAUGACCCUUCCCCGGCGUGUGGCGCGCAUUGGCGGCUUUGCCGAUGCUCGCCUGCCCCUGUCGGCCAUGGACCCGCCCGUGGUGACCACCGCGCGCGAGGCGGCCCACGCGUCGCCGGAGAUCCUGCGCGGCUGGCGCAACAACACGCCGGUCUAUCGCGACGAGUGGCGCCAGUCGGACAUCUUCGCCUUCGGUGUGGUUGUCUGGGAGAUGCUCUUCCGCGGGACCGCAUGGGCUGAUGAGACCGCCAGUACCAUCGCCGACCGAGUCCUCGUCGGCGAUCGCCUUCCCUUCAGCUUCGGUACCGAGGGUGCUCCGGCACCCGGCUCGCUGGCCGCCGUGGCCUCCAUGCCGGGGAGCGUGCUCGCGGCGCAGCAGGCCGCCCGCGCGGCUACCCUGGCCCUGCAGCAGGCCGCCGCACUGGACCUGUAUCCCCCCGGCACAGUCCCCUCCACCGCGGCGCCCUCCCCCUCGCGCCUGUCACUGGACCACACCGGGGCCGGCGCCGGGCCCGGCUACCCCCCGGCCAUGGAGCACUACCACUUGGACUCCGAUGGCCCGGCCCCGGGCACCGGAGCCUUCGGCUCGUCCUCGAAUCUGGCUGGCCCCGGGCCCGGCGCCGGGGCCACUUCCCCGACACUGGCGGCCCUCUCGCGGCCCACCACCCCGGGUCCCUUCUCCCCGCGGAUCAGCAUGUCGAGCGAUGGGACUCCGGCGGCGGCGGCCACCGCGGCGGCGGCGGCGGCCGCUGCAUCGGCGGCCGCUGCCGCCACGGCGGCCAUCACGGGCGCCGCCCCCGGCGCCCAUGGGCUCCCCCCGGCGCCGCUGAUGACCGCAUCCCAGGGCGGCGCCUCGGCGCCGGUUCUCUCCUCGGCCGCCCUCUCGGCCUCGAUUCAGGCAUCCCCCUCGACACAGCGGCUGAUGUCCUUCGGCCGGCGGGGCACCCUCUCCCGCGGCCAGUCAGGCAGCAACGCCGCCGGCACCAGUGGCGGCGGCGGUAGCGGCAGCGGCAGCGGCGGCACUCGUGCCGAUGCGCAGCGCCGCAUGCGCCUGCCAACCGCCGACCCGGACGCCACCUCCUCGGAGAGCGACAGUGACGACCGGUCCGGGUCCGGGUCCGGGUCCGACUCGGACUUCGGGUCUGAUUCCGACCCGGACCUCGGGCCGGAUGGGCGCUUCGGCCGGACGGCGGGCCUCGGCAGCCCCACCGGCAUGGACGGCGGGGACUUCCUCCUGACUCGGACCACCGACGGGGAGUCAGCCGCCGGGGAUGGCUCGGACCCCGGGUCCCGGCGUCCCUCGCACUAUCUGGAGCGCUACGAGAGCUACGACCCGUCUCCAUAUGCCGAUGGCAUGGCCAUGGGCCCGGGCCAGCAGGCCGGCUAUGACAGCGACUUCAAUGGGUCCGCCGCGUCACGUCGGUCGCGGGCCGAUCGUCGCGCGGUUCCCGAAUCCCCGCGGCCCUCCUUCGGCACGUCGGGCAGUCUCCUCAAUCUGGACCCCUUCCGCAUGGCCAGCGACCUGAUCCAGGGCGCGCGCAGCCGCAGCCGCAGUCGCAGCCGCAGCCGCAGCCGCAGCCGCAGCCGCAGCCGUGUGGCAUCGGCGCUCAGCGGGGGUCACCGUGGGGACAGCCGCAGUCGGAGCACCAGCCGCGCCGGCACGCGCCUCGUCAACCCGGAACCCGAGCAGGUCCUCGAGUCCAUCCUCAACACGGACUUCGAUGAGGUGGCCGCGCCGGUGGCGGGCCCCGGGCCCCCGGGCCACCUGCUCGGAGAUCCGGACCUGGAGCCGACGUCCGGCAGUUCGCUGCAAGUGGCGGCCCUGAUGCGCGGGUCCUCCGAUCGGUCGCUCCUGGGGGCUGGCAUUGGCGGGGGGCCCGGGGGCAGUGGCCCGGUCGGGUCCAUCGAUCGGGCCGGCGGGCCCGGGUCACUGCUCGGCACGGCCGACUCCGCCGGCGGGGGAGCCCCCUUCACUCCACACAUGGACUUCGACGGGACCGGCUCCUCCUUCGAUCAUGGCAUUGUCGAGGCGGUGAGUGGCUUCACCGCUGGCGAUGGGCAGCCCAGCGCGCACCCGGCCACCAGCGGCAGCAGCGGCAUCCCCCCGGCCGAGGGCGGGCUCCAUGCUCCCCGGACGGAUGUGCUGGUUGAUGCGGCGGCGCCGGGGCCGGCCUCGGCCUCAGGCCCGGGCCCCAUGGCGACCGACAGCCGGGCCGCCAGCCCGACCCAUCCGGGCCCCGAUGUCCCCCUGGGGCCUGGGGCUUCCUUCCCGGCGGCGGGCCUGGACCUGGGUCCCGGUGGGGUCCGGCUGCCUCCCGGGCUGGAGGGCCUGCCCGGGCUGGAUCUGCCGCCGGAUCUGGUCAACAUGGUGGAGGACCACCUGCCGGAUGCCGACCUGCCGGACCUCCUGUCGCUGAAGUUGGACUUUACGGACCUGCAGGCGCCGGGGGCCGGGGCGGGCGCCGGGCCCAGCCCCGGGCCCAGCCCCGGGCCCAUGGCCAUGCCGGCCACCCCGCUGGACGCCACGGGCGGCAUGCCGGGUGAGGGCUUCCGGUCGGCCUCCCGGGCGUCGGUCCGGUCAUCCCCGCGGAGUAGCUUCAGCGCGCGCCUUGGCGGCGGCGGCGGCGGCGGCGAGCUUGAUUCUUCCAGCUCAUCCGGCAGUCUGGCCGGGGACUCGGCGGCGGCCAUCGCCGCGGCGGCCUCCAGUGCCGGCAUCAAUCGCGUCCCCUCGACGCAUCUGCUCAACUACGACUACGACCCGUACAUGCACCUGGGCGCCGGCAAUGCCGGGGGGUCGACCUCGCGCUCCGGCAGCGCCCGGCCCUCCUUCUACCAGAGCUCCUCCUCGCUGGGGCUCCCCUCGUCAUCCGGGGCCGGUGGCAGCGGCAACGGCGGCGGCGGGCUGGUGUCCAGCAUCAGCUCGACGCUGUAUGGCGCGGCGGCCAUCGCCAUGGCGGCCACCAGUGCCGUGACCAGCCUCCUGCCGCUGGACCACGACGCGGUGGCCGCCGGCGAUAACUUGCGGGAUUAUGUCGAGGGCGAGGCCAUCGAGGCCCCGCCGGACUUCGAUCCGCUGGUCGAUGGGAUUCAUGAUGUGCUGCUGCCGAGCAGCAGUCGCCUGUCGCUGGCUCUGUCGGCGGUCACCGGGGCCAGCGAUCGGGACGAUCCCUUCGACCCGGCCGACGCCGAUGACCUGGUCCAGCGGCUGAGCUUCGCCGCGCACGGGUCCUUCGGCGGGUCGACCGGGCAGCUGCCCGGCGGGGCGGCCGGUACCGGCCGCGCCUCCGACCGGGACUUCAAUGACGAGGCGCUGCUGGUCAGCAUCCCGACAACCGCCGGGGCGACGCACGUGCAGGCUCGCACCCCGCGCGAGACCUUGACCCAGGUGGUGAGCUCGUGCUGGGAUGUGCACGGCCGGGCCCGGCCGCGCGCCGCGGCCAUCGUCGACACCCUGGCCUCGUGCUCCAGCAUCGGAGCCGGCGCCCGGCCCGGCGGGGGGUCCAGCGCCCGGCCCAGCUUCGAGCAGGCGUCCAGCCGCCGGGGGUCCUUCGCGGUCAGUGGCCCUGGCAGUCGCCGGGGCUCCUUUUCCGCCAACAGUGCCCGAGCCAGUGCGACGGCCAGCCGUCGGGGCUCCUUCGCCGUGCCCGGCCAGGGCGGUUCCGGCCCCGGAGCCACCUACUCCCUCAGCCAAUAUCGGUAG
Fonticula alba is the source of this 5853-nucleotide messenger RNA. Its product is annotated as serine/threonine protein kinase. Gene Ontology annotation, molecular function: ATP binding; protein kinase activity. Lineage: Eukaryota; Rotosphaerida; Fonticulaceae. The record is from RefSeq and is a predicted model, not a curated record. The transcript has 8 exons. Gene Ontology annotation, biological process: protein phosphorylation. The coding region runs from base 1 to 5853 and encodes 1950 amino acids.